GGUUCCGUAGCCUCCCAAACCCCCUCCUCCUCUCUCUCUCGGCAUCGAUCCAUCGCGUCAUCAGAAGCGAGAAGAAAAGCAUCGAAGGGUAGCCAUGUCCAACGUGCCCACCUCCCUCCGCGACUCGUCGCUCACCGUGUUCCGCCUCGCAAUCUCCAGCUCCGACCCCUGGCCCUUUUCUCUCUAACCCAAACACCCCUUCUUAAUUCGAUCCCCUUCUUCGAUCUCCAAUCCAACAAAACCAAAUUAACCAAAGCCUUCGUCGAUCUUUGCUUAAUUCCGAUGCCGAUGCACAUGAAGCAGCAGCAGCACAAGGUGUCCGGCGGCGGAGGAGGAGGAGCCAUGGCCGGGACGGUGGCGCCCAAGGGGUGCGUGACUGUGCGGGUGGGCGCGGAGGGGGAGGAGCAGCGGCGGUUCGCCGUGCCGCUGGGCCACCUGAAGCACCCGCUCUUCGGGGAGCUGCUGGAGGAGGCCGAGCGCGAGUACGGCUUCAGGCACCAGGGCGCCAUCGCCAUCCCCUGCCGCGUCGACCGCUUCGUCCACGUCGAGCACCUCAUCGACCGCGACCUCGGCCCCGCCGCGCACCAACACCUCGUCGACCUCGACAACUGCGCCGCCGCCUCCUCCAACGGCCACGGCCACAGCCACCACCACCUGCCGCGCUUCGUCGGCUGCUUCCGCGCCUGAUCGACCAUCGGGCGCUGAUUUCACGGUCGAUCCCCAUCUUUCUGUUUUUUUUUUCCUCUUUAGGGCGGGCUGUCUGGUUGGUUGGUCAAGUAGUAGUUCUUGCUGGUUUGUUGUUUCGCCGUCCGUCUGUUCUCGCCGGCCGUCGGUAUGUCUCGGGUGUAUGCUAGUAUUGGUUUAAUUUGUGCUGGGAGAAAAAGAAAACGCAGGACGAUCUCGACCGAUCGAUGUUGAUGAUGAUGAUAAAUUUAGAUCUCAAGUGUAAAGAUAGGAGAAUAUUGUUAGCUUAAAUCUUACUACUGUACUAGCUAGCAGUCUUCUGUUCUUGUGUGAAUGUGCUUUGAUGCUUUCCGCAGAAAAAGCGGCUGUGUUUGUGCGAA
Messenger RNA from Brachypodium distachyon (stiff brome), 1064 nucleotides. RefSeq names its product auxin-responsive protein SAUR32. The record is from RefSeq and is a predicted model, not a curated record. NCBI's taxonomy places the organism in Eukaryota, Viridiplantae, Streptophyta, Magnoliopsida, Poales, Poaceae. The transcript has a single exon. Bases 283 to 687 code for a protein of 134 amino acids. Gene Ontology annotation, biological process: response to auxin.